AUGCGCCACUUUGCGCCUUUUCUCCUCUCCACCUGCUGGACUUUGGGGCUGGUAAACAGUAUUCACCCAGAAUGCAGACUUCAGCUGGAGAUCCACGAAGAGGAAAUAAGGUGCAUGGAAAUGAUAAAGAAUUCUAAGAGAGCAGAUUUCAAAGGAUGUGUUGGCACCUGGGAUAACAUAACUUGCUGGCACUCUGCAGAAAUUGGAGAAAUCGUGACAGUCCCUUGUCCAAAGCUAUUUAGCCAUUUUUUCAGCAAACCAGGAAAUAUUAGCAAAAAGUGUACGAGGAAAGGUUGGACAGACAUAUUUCCAGAUUUUCUGCUUGCUUGUGGAUUUACAGACAUUGAUGAGAGCAGCACGACUUUCUAUGUUCUGGUGAAAUCAAUUUACACACUUGGGCACAGCGCCUCUCUCGUUGCUCUGACUACUGGAAGUAUAAUUCUUUGCCUUUUUAGGAAACUUCACUGCACUCGGAACUACAUACAUUUGAAUUUGUUCCUGUCUUUCAUUCUAAGAGCAAUCUCUGUUUUAGUCAAGGAUGAGGUCCUCUAUUCCAACACCAGCCCAGGUCAUUGCCCAGAGGAACAACCGUCUUUGAUCGGCUGCAAGGCUAGCUUGAUAUUUUUCCAGUACUGUGUAAUGGCCAACUUUUAUUGGCUCUUAGUUGAAGGACUUUAUCUCCACAUCCUCCUCAUGGUCAUAUUCUCUCCAAUCAGACACUUCACCAUCUAUCUCCUUAUUGGAUGGGGAAUCCCUACAGUGUUCAUAAUCAUGUGGAUAAUAUCUAGGAUCUAUUUAGAGGACACUGGCUGCUGGGAUACCAACGAGCACAGUGGUCCUUGGUGGGUUAUAAAAUUACCAAUCCUAAUUUCCAUUUUAGUAAAUUUUAUACUCUUCAUUAGCAUUAUCAGAAUUUUACUACAGAAACUGAGAUCACCAGAUGUUGGAGGCAAUGAACAGUCCCAGUACAAGAGACUCGCAAAAUCAACGUUGCUGCUUAUCCCGCUUUUUGGAGUUCACUACAUGGUGUUUGCGGUCUUUCCUAUCCCCAUUUCCCAUAACUAUCAAAUCAUUUUCGAGUUAUGUCUGGGAUCAUUUCAGGGCCUAGUCGUCGCUGUCCUGUAUUGUUUUCUGAACAGUGAAGUACAAGCUGAACUGAAAAGAAAAUGGCGGAGUUGGUGUUUGAAUCAAAGAAUGGGUCGAGAUUACAAACUUCACAGUUCUUCCAUUUCUAGAAAUGGCUCAGAAAGCAUUUCACAAUUGCAUCGUAAUUCAGCAACGCAGUUUUCUCUUCAGACAGAAACCUCGGUGAUAUAAGCCAUGUGGGAGCCAGCUAAAGACUAGACAAUGGAUUUUUGUGUAUAGCUCAGUCGAUGUGAUAUUUUCUAAAAUGUAUAGUUUAUAUUCUGUUUUGUCUACAUGUCGGGACAUGGGGA
Messenger RNA from Euleptes europaea (tarantolino), 1436 nucleotides. It is a transcript of the gene VIPR2, whose product is annotated as vasoactive intestinal peptide receptor 2. Gene Ontology annotation, cellular component: plasma membrane. Gene Ontology annotation, molecular function: G protein-coupled peptide receptor activity; peptide hormone binding; vasoactive intestinal polypeptide receptor activity. NCBI's taxonomy places the organism in Eukaryota, Metazoa, Chordata, Lepidosauria, Squamata, Sphaerodactylidae. The transcript has 13 exons. Gene Ontology annotation, biological process: cell surface receptor signaling pathway; adenylate cyclase-modulating G protein-coupled receptor signaling pathway. The coding region runs from base 1 to 1317 and encodes 438 amino acids. The record is from RefSeq and is a predicted model, not a curated record.